Molecule: messenger RNA, 2280 nt
Organism: Candidula unifasciata
Lineage: Eukaryota; Metazoa; Mollusca; Gastropoda; Stylommatophora; Geomitridae
Source: the annotation of a GenBank genome assembly
AUGCAAGGGAGUGAGGACGUGGUGGUGAAAAACCCUUUUAAUUUACCAACUUAUCAGAGACGAUUGCGUCAUCUGCAGAGCAUUGCCAUCCGCAAUUUGAACUGUCCUGGGGAUCAGGAGAUCGAUCUGUGUAACUUGACAGUUUACUUCACUUUACACAGAAAGGUCAAACACAAAGCAUUCUACACAAGUGAAAAAAUUACAGGAUCAUUGAAUCCAACAUGGCAGAGCUUUGGACUUCAGAGGAGUGAUGCAAAUGUAGAUCUUGCAGCCAAAUCUGUGCUGGUGAGAAUAUGGUGUGGCCAUGGAAAUGUGUUUAAAGUAAAAAUUGAAGCUGAAAUUAAUUUUUCAGGCCUUCUGUUCUUCUCUAACAAGCUUCAGGUGCCAGGAAUCAAACACCAGACAGACACCUUGCUGUUUGGAUUGUUUAACAAGAUCUUCAUCCACUAUGACAAAGCAUCUGGAAACCCUCAGCUGGAGCAGCUGAUACCAGAUACAGAGGUUGCUAAAAGAAAUAGCCUUGGUGCUGUGUAUGUAGAUCAAUUUGCUGUACGACCAUCAUACAGUACCAGCAAUCUCAAACGAAUUCACAUGGUACAGAGGGCAAUUACUCAGACUCUAGCCUCAGUGAAACGUGUUCAUUCCAGUAUAGAGGACAGGCUUCUGUCGUCAAAUGAAAACGCUGAAAAGCUUUCACAACGAGAGGUACUUUUGGUGAAGGUGAGACAACUUCGCCAAGAACUUCUGUGGCAGACGCAACAGAAGCAGGUGGAGCAGGAGAAAUUAGAAAAAUAUCAGGCAACACAAAAUGCAAGAUUAAACCUGGUUAAGGUGAAGGGGACGGAGCUGCAGCAGUUGGCAGUAGACACUGAGGAGAAGAGAACUUUGCACAUACAGUCCAGGGAAAUGCUGGUGAAAGAGAAUGCUCAGGUGUUAUUUCGACGAAAACAGAUCAUAAGGGAAAUGGUGCAGGAUAUUUAUCCCAUUACUGAGGAUGAGAAAGGUUUCUACAUUUGUAAUGUUCGGCUUCCGAAUGCAGAAGAUUAUCAAGGUCAGGAUGAGAUGAGGGUGUCGAUUGCCUUGGGUUUUACCUGCCAUCUGACCCAGAUGAUUUCACACUUCAUGGAUUUGCCCCUGCGGUAUCCGAUGGUGUACAGAGGUUCACGCUCAACGAUUAUUGACCAUAUUCACAGCAAGCUGACCGAUAAGGAUAGAGAAUUCCCACUGUAUGGAAAAGGCAAAGAAAAAUUCCAGUACAACUACGCAGUCUUUCUUCUGAAUAAAAAUAUCAGCCAGAUGAGAUUUUACUGUGGCCUUGGGACAAAUGAUCUCAGGCAAACACUACCGAACCUGAAGUCACUGUUGGAGCAGAGACUAGGAGUUCGAUUAAGUACCAGCCAGGAGCACAGAGGAGAUGCCUCCACACUACAGUCCCCACCCCAAACCAGCAUCGCCGGAUCUCAAGCUAGCAGAGUCAGUCAAGCCAUAUCAAGCAACGCCUCCAGCAACCCCAGAAAACAUACAGCCCCAGAAACUGACAACCAGGCGCUCACAAUCUCCAGGUUGACAUCCGCAACUGGGGAAGGCAUUAGCCUGAAUAAUUUGAGUGAUAACUCUUCUUUAAGGACAGCUUCAAAGAUUGGCCAUAGCAUGUCUUUCCCUCAAACCACUAAUACACAGGUGAAAGUUGCAUCCUCAGUACAUGAGAACUUCAACUACAGUCCUCAAGCAAACUCUGCAUCUCAGAACAGUCAUGCUGCCUCUGCCGAAGGCACUUGUAUUCCUCAUAAUUCCUCGGGGCACAAAGAAAGCUCCCCGUCCAGCUCCCGGACCAGAGAUUCACAAGAGAAUGACAGGGUUAUCAAGGAAGAAGAUGAGACUGAAGACAUAUUUAAACCUUCAGAAGACAGUUUUUUCCAGGUGAGAAACCAACCAGUUGUUGAAGUUUUCAACAAAAUAUUCCAAGACAUCCAGAACAGUAAUGAUAUAGCAUCCUCCAGUUUUAGCAACACGGAAAACUCACUGGACAGUGCCCAACGAAGUUUUAAACUGGUGAAAACUUCUGCAGUGUCUUCCAGUCCCGAGUCAGACCUGCCUAGUAAUGGCAAUCAAGUUGAAGGGGUAGCCAGCCCGAAUGGAUACCACACACAGACUGCUGACUUCACCUACGAACAUAUAGCUCAUGGUAAUGUUUGUGGCAGUGAGGGCCAGUCUGAUAGUCCAGAUGAUAUUCCUGUUUCUUCGUUUGAUGAUGGCAACAUAGAAACAUCACAGGCAUGA